GUGGGCUUUUCCUUGAGCUAACUUGGGCUCCCCCUUCCCUUGAGAUGGGCCCCACGAGAUGAGCAGACCCUCGACAAGUUGCCAGCGCCACUUGGCCCAUUUCUUCAGUCCGCGGAACCGCACUGAGGUGCCAGGUCGGGCGUCAUUUUGGUCUCUGAGAGGGCCAUUCCUCCGGAGUUCGGGUUGCCCUGUCAUAAGCUGCUGCAAGAUCACCAUCAAGUCCAAGAUCGUGGAGGUCAGCGGCAAGCACGGCAGCCUCAAGCGAGACUUCAAGCACUUGCCCAUCGAGCUGAUGCUCGCAGACGGCGGCAAGAAGGUGAUCGCGCGGAUGUACUUCGCCAAGAGCAAGCAGUGCUCCAUGCUGAACACGGUUUGCAGUCACAUCUCCAACCUCUUCGAGGGUGUGACCAAGAAGUUCGAAUACAAGAUGCGCCUGGUCUAUGCGCACUUCCCCAUCAACGUGAACAUCAUCAACGGUGGCAAGACCAUCGAGAUUCGAAACUUCUUGGGAGAGAAGGUGGUGCGAACUGUGCACAUGUUGCCAGGCAUUGCCGUAGAGAAGAGCAGCAACACCAAGGACGAGAUCAUCGUGAGCGGCACCGACAUCGAGCUGGCGGGCCGCUCCACCGCGCUGAUCCACCAGUCCUGCCUCUGCAAGAAGAAGGAUAUCCGAAAGUUCCUGGACGGCAUCUACGUGAGCUCCCACGGCGUGCACGAGGAGUGAGGUGGAUGAAAUCCGACACUCGGGGCGAAGGUGGCAAAAGGGAGC
This is a messenger RNA of Effrenium voratum, 769 nucleotides long. The record is from the annotation of a GenBank genome assembly. NCBI's taxonomy places the organism in Eukaryota, Dinophyceae, Suessiales, Symbiodiniaceae.